GCUGCGGAAGGUCCCGACAGGACUCAGCGCCUUCACGUUCACCUACUACCUAGAUAUUAGCAUGAAUAAUAUCACCAAUCUCCCAGCAAAUGUCUUCAGAAACCUCCCGUACUUGGAGGAGCUGAGGCUGGCUGGUAACUACCUGACCUUCAUCCACCCUCAAGCUCUGUCCGGACUUCAUCAGCUCAAAGUCCUGAUGUUACAGAAUAAUCAAUUGAAAACUGUCCCCAGCCUGCCACUGAAAUGCCUCCCUUCUCUACAGUCUCUGCGCCUGGAUGCCAACCACAUCACUGUGGUACCAGAGGAUAGCUUUGAGAGCCUGAGGCAACUUCGCUACUUGUGGCUUGAUGACAACAGCCUUUCAGAGGUCCCUGUCAGAUCUCUUAGUCACAUGGGCAACCUUCAGGCUCUGACCUUAGCCCUUAACCACAUCUCCUAUAUUCCUGAUUACGCCUUUGCCAACCUCUCCAGUCUUGUUGUCCUACACCUACACAACAAUAAAAUUAAUGAAAUUAGGAACAAUUCCUUCAGUGGCCUUGACAAUCUUGAAACACUGGAUUUGAACUUCAACAACUUGGUGUCUUUUGCACAGGCCAUCCAGGCACUCCCAAAACUCAAGGAGGUUGGGUUUCACAGUAACAACAUUUCAGUGAUUCCAGAUGAAGCAUUCCUUGGGAAUCCUCUGCUUCGUAGUGUCCACCUUUAUGACAACCCUCUCUCUUUUGUGGGUCAUUCAGCCUUCAAUAAUCUCUCAUAUUUGCCUUCUCUCAUUUUGCGUGGAGCCAGCAUGAUGCAGGAUUUCCCCACUCUGACUGGAACCUUCAACCUCGAGAGCCUUACACUGACUGGGACAAAGAUCCAUGCUAUCCCUCCAGGGCUUUGUGAGGACCUCAGGUCACUUCGGACACUAGACCUGUCCUACAAUCAAAUCCAAGAGCUUCCUGGCUUUCAAAACUGUUUCAGGUUGGAGGAACUGAACCUCCAGCACAAUUGUAUCCGGCAAAUCCAGGCAAAGACCUUUGAGGAUUUGGCUACAUUACGCAUAUUAGACCUCAGUAGAAAUAAAAUCACAUCAGUUCAUGGAGAUUCAUUUCUUUCCCUUGGAGGUUUAACAAACCUUGACUUGAGUUUAAACUUGCUGAGCACUGUACCCACAGCCGGGCUGAGAUCUGUGAGACACCUGAAGUUAGCAGGCAAUCUGGAGAUGAAAGGAGCCCUGGCAACCAAGGAUCUGCCUAAACUCAGGUCAGAGGGCAAAAGUGGUGGUCCGAAUGUGAUUUACUUCCAAUGCGGAGCAAAGUCAGAAAAGACAGAAAAGAUUUUAUCAUUCCGUUUGUCUCAUUCUGCACUUGUGUAUUUUUUGUAGUUGAAAUAAGAUUUACCCCUUUUUUUUUUUUUUGGGCCCCCCCCCGCAUAGGAUGGUAACUGUCACUUAUGCCUAUCAGUGCUGUGCCUUUGUGAGAUGUGACUCUGAGAGUGUGACUAGCAAU
This is a messenger RNA of Scleropages formosus (Asian bonytongue), 1490 nucleotides long. Its product is annotated as leucine-rich repeat-containing G-protein coupled receptor 4-like. NCBI's taxonomy places the organism in Eukaryota, Metazoa, Chordata, Actinopteri, Osteoglossiformes, Osteoglossidae. Gene Ontology annotation, molecular function: protein binding. The record is from RefSeq and is a predicted model, not a curated record. The transcript has 15 exons. Gene Ontology annotation, cellular component: extracellular matrix. The coding region runs from base 62 to 1366 and encodes 434 amino acids.